Anastrepha ludens (Mexican fruit fly) is the source of this 2441-nucleotide messenger RNA. It is a transcript of the gene kdn, whose product is annotated as probable citrate synthase, mitochondrial. Bases 208 to 1593 code for a protein of 461 amino acids. NCBI's taxonomy places the organism in Eukaryota, Metazoa, Arthropoda, Insecta, Diptera, Tephritidae. Gene Ontology annotation, biological process: citrate metabolic process; carbohydrate metabolic process; tricarboxylic acid cycle. Gene Ontology annotation, cellular component: mitochondrial matrix. The record is from RefSeq and is a predicted model, not a curated record. The transcript is spliced from 6 exons.
UAGUCAGUCUGUUUGGUAAACUCAAGUGCGAUUCUUGUGAUUGUGCUGUGUGCGGUUGAGUGGCAGUGUAAAAUCCGCUUUCCUACAUACAUCCAUACAUACAUACAAAUAUUCUGUUCCGAGAGCACACACAGUUGUAAGAAUUGUGUUAAAGAAAAAGUUAAGAUUUACACGCCGCUGCUGACACAUUUCAAUUGAACGUGGAAAAUGUCGAUCUAUCGUAUUUCAACGCGUAAGCUGCCCGAAGCGCAGAAAUUGAAUGGCCUUCUGGUUCGCUUCAUCUCGGCCGAUUCGAGCUUGCGUGAUGUGCUCGCUGCUAAAAUUCCAGCUGAACAGGAGCGUGUAAAGAAUUUCAGGAAGCAAUAUGGUGCCACCAAAAUGGGUGAAACCACCAUCGAUAUGAUGUAUGGUGGUAUGCGUGGCAUCAAGGGUCUCGUUUGCGAAACCUCUGUAUUGGACGCCGAUGAAGGUAUCCGUUUCCGUGGUCUCUCCAUUCCCGAAUGCCAAAAGGUACUGCCCAAGGCCGAAGGCGGUGAUGAACCAUUACCUGAAGGUCUCUUCUGGUUGUUGCUUACUGGCGAAGUGCCAACCAAAGGACAAGUGAAACAACUGUCCAAGGAAUGGGCCGAACGCGCUGCACUGCCACAACACGUUGUCACCAUGUUGAACAACAUGCCCACCACUUUGCAUCCAAUGUCGCAAUUAGCGUGCGCCGUCACCGCACUGAAUCAUGACAGCAAAUACGCCAAGGCUUAUUCAGAGGGAGUUCACAAGAGCAAGUACUGGGAAUAUGUGUACGAGGACAGCAUGGACUUGAUUGCCAAACUGCCCGUAGUCGCCGCGACCAUCUACUGCAAUACUUACCGUGGAGGCAAAGGUUCCAAAUCGGUUGACUCCAGCCAAGAUUGGUCGGCCAACUUCGUCAAGAUGUUGGGCUAUGACAACCCCAAAUUCACCGAGUUGAUGCGUCUCUACCUGACCAUUCACAGUGAUCACGAGGGUGGCAAUGUUUCUGCACACACUGUGCACUUGGUUGGCUCCGCAUUGAGCGAUCCCUACUUGUCGUUCGCCGCCGGCAUGAAUGGUUUGGCUGGUCCAUUGCACGGUUUGGCCAAUCAGGAAGUGUUGGUGUGGCUGCGCAAAUUGCAAAAGGAAUUGGGCGCCAACCCAUCAGAGGAUCAAUUGAAGGACUACGUCUGGAAGACAUUGAAAUCAGGACAGGUUGUGCCCGGCUACGGCCAUGCUGUGCUCCGCAAAACUGAUCCACGCUACACCUGCCAACGCGAGUUCGCGCUCAAGCACCUGCCCGACGAUGAUCUCUUCCAACUGGUGUCGAAGAUCUACAAAAUCGUGCCACCAAUCCUAACCGAAACCGGCAAGGUCAAGAACCCCUGGCCCAAUGUGGAUGCUCACUCUGGUGUGCUGCUCCAAUACUACGGCAUGAAGGAGAUGAACUACUACACCGUGUUGUUCGGCGUUUCACGCGCACUCGGCGUGUUGGCUUCAUUGAUCUGGGAUCGUGCGUUGGGUCUGCCCAUCGAGAGACCGAAAUCCUUGUCGACCGAUAUGUUGAUGAAAAUGGUACAGAAGUAAAAAUGGGCAGUGUUGUGCAGAAGCAGUAGGGAUGAUCUGAAGUUGAGUAGGCAAGUGGAGAGGAGAAGUUGAAGUAAAAAUGUGGAAACAACCAAAAACUAAACCUAAAUCGCGAAAUAGUUUUAUUGAAGAACAAACACACAACCCAAAAGAAAAUAGCAAAACAGCAAAUUUAGUAAAUGAUGAACAAAUGGAAAGGAAAUAAAAAUAGUUAUGCAAUCCAAUAUUUAUUGCUAUUCACGAUCAACAACAGCAAACAAUAAAUUGCCCAUUUCAAGCAACCCCAAAUAGCAGAGAAAUAACUUUCAACAACAAAAAGAAAACUAGAUAACUUGAAACGCUUUUAAUUUUAACUUAAUUAUUAUUACUUUUAAGCGUAAAGCGUGCGUGGGAGCAACAACAACUGUAUAAAAAUUAUAAUUAAACACAAAACGAUUAGAAGCAACUAGCAAAACAACAGCUGAGAAAAUGCCCGAUUUACGAAAUGUAAACAACGUGAAUUUGUUUUAAUGAAAUGUUUUUCGAGCUACAGCUCAAUUAAAAAGUAUGAUAUUAAUUUACUUUAAAAUAAAAAAAAGAAACUUUUAAAUUAAAAUCUUCUAAAUAAGUGCACUACCAAUACCGAAAAUUUCACCUGAAUAAGAAGAGACGCAUUAGUUAUAUAUACAUAUAUAUGUAUAUACCUACAUAGCAUAUAUAUACUACAUAUAUUGUGACGUGUAUAACAUACAGACAUACAAAAUCUUGUGAAACGGCAUUAUUACUUUUUGAGUUGUGGAAAUUCAAUGAAAUAAAAUAAAUAAUUGUAUUCGAGGAUAAGUGAAAAAUCUACAUACAAUAAAGAAAAA